UUUUGGCAAUAGGCAAAACGAUUGGAUUUGAACGUAAAAGAUCCCUUGUUAGACUCAUCCUCCCAAACCCAAUAUUAUCCUCGAAAUAUUCAGUUUUCUUCUUCAUCUCUCAAUUACGGAACCCCAAAAUCAAAUAGUAGAUUGAAACAGCUCGAUGUGCCAAUCAGGUUUUUGAUUUUGGGUUUUUAUCUUUUCUUAAGAGCAAGGGUGUUGAUUUCGCUAUUCCCUAGAAGUUUGGAUCAUUUAGUUUGUGCGAUGUUGUAAUGGCAACCUCAGAAGGGCGUGUUGCAUAUUCUUCACUUUCUAAGCUAGAGAAAGAGAACAGAAAAUCUCUGCUUGAUGAUGACUACUCUGAUUCUAUUUGGGCCCUGCAAGAAGGUGGUACUACUUACCAACCAGCAUCAAAGUCUUCAAAACAAGAGAAUUUAUACCCAUGUCCCUUUGGUUCUGAAGAUUUUAUCGAUGAGGGAUGUGAUUCAAAUGAGGAUCCUAUCAAUUUAACACCAACUAAUAGGGUACCGGAGGUGAACUUGAAGAAUGUGCUGACUGGGAUAUUUGCAAUUUUGACUGGGCGUAAUAAAGGUUCAAGCACUCCUGCAUAUCCUCAAUUACCCAGUUCGAAUGUUUCAUUCCUUGGCUCUGGAAAUAAUGGUGAUACCUACUUGCACUCAUCAGUUUACAUACCUAGUGCUCCACCUCUUCUCGAGCCCAAUGGGAUAGAUUAUACUGCUUACAAGGAGGUGUUGGAGGCUGAACCCCCCGAGUGGAUUCCUGAUAGUUCUACUACAGUUUGCAUGCAGUGCACUGCUCCAUUCACUGCAAUUACUCGUGGAAGGCAUCACUGCCGGUUCUGUGGGGGGAUCUUCUGCAGAGCAUGUUCUAAGGGAAGGUGCUUGUUACCUGUUAAAUUUAGGGAGAGGAAUCCUCAGAGAGUUUGUGAUGCUUGUUAUGACAGGCUUGAUCCAUUACAGAAUGUUCUCAUUAACAGCAUCAGCAAUGCUGUGCAAGUAGCAAAGCAUGAUGUGAUGGAUUGGACGUGCACAAGAGGAUGGCUGAAUCUUCCUGUGGGUUUGUCUAUGGAACAUGAGAUAUACAAAGCAACCAAUACAUUGAGAAGUUACUGUCAGGUUUCUAGGCUGAAUCCUGAGAGGUCCAUACCAUUAGCAGUUCUAAAGGGAGCCAAAGGCUUGGCAAUUUUAACGGUGGUUAAAGCUGGUGUUCUUGUUGCAUAUAAACUUGGCACUGGAUUGGUCAUUGCUCGAAGGUCAGAUGGAUCGUGGUCUGCCCCGUCAGCUAUAUGUUCUAUUGGCUUAGGGUGGGGUCCUCAGUUUGGGGGUGAGCUCAUGGACUUCAUUGUUGUACUUCAUGAUAUGAAAGCUGUCAAAACAUUUUGUAGUCGAAUGCAUUUCUCCCUUGGUGCUGGGUGUAGUGCUGCAGCAGGACCUGUUGGGAGAGUGCUUGAAGCAGAUAUUCGUGCGGGAGACAGAGGUUCAGGAAUGUGCUAUACUUACAGUUGUAGCAAAGGUGUAUUUGUGGGAGUAUCUUUGGAAGGAAAUAUUGUUGCCACAAGAAUGGAUACCAAUUUGCAGUUCUAUGGUGAUCCUUACCUUACAACAUCUGAUAUACUACUUGGCACAGUGGACAGACCAAAGGCUGCUGAGACCUUGUACACUGCUCUUGAUGAACUCUACUCUAGUCUAAGCUAUUAAGUUCCAAAUAUUCCCUUUAUGUAUAUAACAUCCCACUCACUAAUGCAAUCGCAUUUGUUUUACAUUGAUUUUUCAUCUUUGUCCGAAAACUGUAAAUUCUAAAGUGGCAGUUUAUUUGUGGUGUCCUAUGUAAUUGAACCAAAAAAUUCAUUUGGUUUACCUUAGGCUA
Ziziphus jujuba (common jujube) is the source of this 1878-nucleotide messenger RNA. RefSeq lists its product as uncharacterized. The coding region runs from base 264 to 1709 and encodes 481 amino acids. The transcript is spliced from 5 exons. The record is from RefSeq and is a predicted model, not a curated record. Gene Ontology annotation, molecular function: metal ion binding; phosphatidylinositol binding. Lineage: Eukaryota; Viridiplantae; Streptophyta; Magnoliopsida; Rosales; Rhamnaceae.